Molecule: messenger RNA, 3906 nt
Organism: Penaeus indicus
Lineage: Eukaryota; Metazoa; Arthropoda; Malacostraca; Decapoda; Penaeidae
Product: beta-1,4-galactosyltransferase galt-1-like
Exons: 8
Coding region: 476-1921 (481 amino acids)
Cellular component (GO): cytoplasm
Molecular function (GO): glycosyltransferase activity
Source: RefSeq, a predicted model, not a curated record
AGAGAGUGCCACACGAACUAAGCGCGAGUAGUGUUCGCUGUGCCACCGCCGCGGCAGGACGGACGCGCAACCUCGGCUGACAUUUUGCUCUCUGGUGCUUCACAUACAUUCCGUCUUUGCCAAACCACCCUUCGCCAACAAUAUACCUUACAUUUAAAAUAACAACAAGGAUAAUGACACCAACAGCAACAGUUUCGAGACGUUAUGAACAACCAUUUCUCUCCCAUUACCAAUAAUUAAAUCUCGUUUGCUUCCCCCCCACCCCCCUACCCCCCUUUCUCCCACGGAAGUAUCCCCGAUGUGCAUAAAUAAAAACAUUACCCACAUGGCAACCCACGUGUCUCCAGAUACAUAGGUCAUCAUUAUCAAUCACUGGCUGCCCCUUUCCCCACCUCCCUCCACCCCCUUCCCCCCCAUCCCACACAACGACCUGUGAAGAGAGACUCCGAUAUUGUGCCAUAUAUCACGCACGAGCAUGAGGUGGUUGUGGCGGUUGUGGCUCAGGUCGAGUUUCACCAAAUUCUUCCCUUUCUUGGUGGUGACGGUUGUUUGUGUGCAUCAGAUCCUCACCCACGACCCAUGGCUUCAUUCGAGGGACAGAAGCGACGAAGUGGUCCAGGAGGUGGAGACUCAGAGAGAGGAAUCUCAGGGCACCGUCGCCGCCGCCGUCGUUGUCUCCACUCGGCCUCCCGACGGUCUUCCCCUUCCAGAGCCAUCCCUUUCUUCUCCAAGUGACUGGAUGGAGGUCGCUGGGUCGUCGAAAGAAGUGUUCGUGUAUUCCGCCUACCUCGAUCGUCGCGGCCACUUGAACGUCAUACGUGUUAUGGCCAUUAUCAGGAAACGAAAGAAGGUGAACGAAUGCCAGGUGUGGAGCAAAAACAGCACCCAGCGCUUCCCGGCCAAAACGCGAGUAAUCCACGAAAACUGGAACCUACCUUAUACAGCAGCUUUUAUCCUCUGCGAAAUCCCCGCCACGCUCGAGCCUACCCACGCGAUGCCAAUCCUCAACGGCGAGGUCGAUAGGAGCUCUAGUUUGUCUGUCAGGGUGUUCCCCAAAGGACCCCCAGUUGGGAACUUGAGUGUAUGCGUUAAACCCUUCCACUAUGAGUUCAAUAGAGCAGUGUGGUUGGUGGAGUUCAUCGAGUUCUAUCGGCUGCUCGGAACCGACCAGUUCAUAUUCUACAACCAUACGGUGGGCCCCGACGUGCAGGAGGUCCUCACCUUCUACCAGAACCUUGGGAUAGUUACAGUCCUCCCUUGGGCGCUGCCGGUCACGUCCCAAAAACAGAUUCGGACAGAAGGGAUCUUCACGGCCCUAAAUGACUGUAAUCUCAGGUCGGUUGGUCGCUAUUCCCUCGCAGCCAUGGUGGACGUGGAUGAGUUUUUGGUGCCCAGGAAGCACAACAGUCUGCCCGAAGUGGUCCAGUCACUUGGGGAAUAUGAUGCUUAUAUCUUCCAAAAUGUGUUCUUUUACCUGUACUGGGAGAACGACACGGCGGUGCACGACGCGCUCUACGGCCGCGAAGACGCCCUCGGGCCAGGCCUGUUUGGCGAAGAGGCCCUCGUGCCCUACCUCCUUACAGCCUACAAGACGCGACGGCUUAACACGCCCCACAAACCGGGCCAGCGGUCUAAGUACAUCGUCCGGCCGGAGCGCGUAGUGGAGGUCGGCAACCACGUUGUCUGGGAGCAUGUGGAUGCCAAGAAGGUGAAGAAUGUCCCCAUCGACCUUGGCCUUUCCCACCACUACAGAAUCUGUGAGUUUGGAGGGUUCGACUGUCUCAAGCAACCAAACCAGGUAGACCGACAGGCACACAAGUGGCUCCUCCCCCUGGCAAAGAAAGUGGCAUCCUCGUGCUCCAAAAUUUUCCCUUCGCUCGGCAGAUGUCCUGAAGCUCCUCCACUGGGCUCCCCUUGGUGAAGUUUUGCAGGACGCCUCUUCAAACUCCAUUCGUACACACUUUCGAGGCAUUUUAUUGUACACUUCUCUGUACACUCGUCAACUUCCCAGUGCCACGUGUCACUGCUGGUUGACCAUAGUGUAGCUGUGAUACAACCCUAGUGCCUGUAAAUCCAGCGGGAUUGCGUAAAAUACCUGUCUUCAAAAAAUAAGACCAGUCUUGUGAUAAGACAUUAUUGCCUGGUUUAGUUUAAAAGAUUGCUUAUGAUAAAGCAUAUCGGCUUGAUAUCCUAUACCAAGGCCCUGCGAUAAUGCGUUAGUCUUAAGUACAACUCAGUGCCUUCUGUGUUAGUGCCUUCUAAUAUCAUGUGAUACAUGAUGAGAAAAGUUACAUAUAAUAUAUGUGCUUCAGAGACAUUUUAUAUUUUCCAGAAAGUCCUGCACAUGAUUGUGUGCAUGCAUUAUCAAUACUGGCUUUUAUGAGAGUAUAUGGAUAUGCAAAGAUGUACAUAUUUAAAUAUUUACAGUGAAUGUAUGGAUGUAUACAUGUGCAUAUAUAUAUAACAUCUAUCUAUAUAUUAUAUAUAUAUAUAUAUAUAUAUAUAUAUAUAUAUAUAUAUAUAUAUAGUAUAGUGUGUGUGUGUGUGUGUGUGUGUGUGUGUGUGUGUGUCUGUGUGUGUAUUAUACAUAUAGUGAAUAUAAAAUAUAUAUAUAUAUAUAUGUCCAUAUUUUAUAUUUAUAUAGUCUAUUUAUUUCUGGAUGCCUUGACAUUGUAUCUGUAUAAACCAUUACGUAUUUUCCUUGUUAUUUUGGUAGAGAGAGCAGUGGCUCAGACCCCAUACUUUCAUAGGCUACCUUGUUGAUUAUGUAUGUUCCCAAGAGUUCCGUGCUUCCUAAAUCUCCAAAUCUUAUCAUAGGAGUCCAUGUUUAAUGCUAAUGGUUAAUGUGACAUGACAUGAGACAUGAGCAUGGCAUCUAAUGAAAGUUACUGAAAUUUGCGAUCCUGUAUCUGUUACCCAAAGGCUGGUAGUGUUAAGCAGCUAAUAUGUAGACUAUUUUAUUUACCACAUUGUGAUAAUACUGUAAUGAGGUUGAUUUUUUUUUUUUCUUUUUUUUUUUCUUACAAUUAAGGCAUGCAUCGCCUCUUGAAAGUACUUCUUCUCUUCACCGACAAAUUAUUUUUUUUCCCUUGGAGAAUUGUUCAGCACUCUACGCUGACUGGUCUCCCUUCUUCCAUAUCGUCGCUGCGGCUCUUCUGCCCACCGUGCCGGCUGUUUCCUCCAAUGUGCCAGCUGGUCCUUCCCGUUCACCAGCUGUUCCUUUCAGCAUUGUGGCUGCUCCUUCCUACAUACUACCUACAGCAUGCUGACUGUUCAAUCUAAUGUACGAGCUGCUCCUUCCAGCAUACUAGCUAUUUCCUCCAGCACACCAGUGGCGGCUGAAACCUUUAGUAUACCGGCUAUUCCCUCCAGUGUACCGCCUGUGUCCCAGCGUACCGGCUGUUCCCUCCAGCGUGCCUCGCGAUGGAAGUUAAUUAGGUUCGCGUAUGUGUACAUACCGUCCUCAUUAGUACAUUUUUUUUCAGCGUGCUGGUAUGUGGCAAGACUUUACGAUACCGUGGCGCCUAUUUCCUGCGUUAGUUAUAUUUUUGAUAAGAGGAAGGGUAAAAAGUUGACGUUUCAGGAAGUAGAUAAGAAUUAUCGCAGGGGUAUUUUGAAAAGUGAACAUCCGUACCAAAUUAUAUAUAUCUUUUAUCAAGGCACCAUGUCGAAGUGUACAUGUAAGAAUGACAGUCACCAAGAAGUUACUUGGCAAAGUCCAGUACAAUCAGUAUUUAUUCUGCUUGAAACGGGAACGUACCUUUUGGCCUUAUGUUCACUAAAUCAUAUAUUGUUAUACAAGCUUAAUUAUUUUUGACAGACAUCGAGAUUGUAAGUGAAGUAUUUGAAAGGAACUGAAUAUCGUAUUAUAAACAAGUAUUGUAUCUACACACACGCGCACACACA